Messenger RNA from Lactuca sativa (garden lettuce), 614 nucleotides. Its product is annotated as 39S ribosomal protein. The record is from RefSeq and is a predicted model, not a curated record. Lineage: Eukaryota; Viridiplantae; Streptophyta; Magnoliopsida; Asterales; Asteraceae. Gene Ontology annotation, cellular component: mitochondrial large ribosomal subunit.
CAAUUCCAAUUUUGGUGUGCAGUCCAUCGAGACAAACCCUGGGAGAGAAGAGAAUCAAUCAUGUUGAAGUUCUUAUCAAAAGUGAAGAUCGAAUUCAAUGCCCUAGACCCACGCACGGCGGCAUGUAUGGAGUUUUUGGCUCAGUGCAAUGCUCGAACAGCGAAGGAAUCAAACCCUUCGUGUCAGCUAUUGGUGAAGCGCCGCACUGACAGCCACCCACCGCAGAUCUCCGUGACGUUCGUGAACGGAGUCGAGGAGGUUUUUGAUGCCACUUCCACACCUGCGCAGACUAUCAGGAAGAUGAUUCUGGAAAAAGGCACGCAGCUGGAGACUGAGCAAAUGUUUCGUGAAGCCGGCGAGAAGUGGCCUGUUAUUAUUCCAGAGGAAGAGCUCCGUCAAUCGUUCCCCGGUACCAAGCCAAGGAAAGCAGAAGACAAGAAGCAAUAGCUGAAAACUUUCCAUCUUUAUAGGAUAAUGAAGUGGAUGAAUGAUGAUUACUUCAUGUUUGCAGAUUAAUUACAAUUCAAAACAGUUUUGUAUUGGAAUCAACAUAAACAUCCUUUGUUUUAAACUUAAAACUUGUGGUUCCAAUCAAGCUUUACUUUACCAUUUCA